Molecule: messenger RNA, 808 nt
Organism: Parasteatoda tepidariorum (common house spider)
Lineage: Eukaryota; Metazoa; Arthropoda; Arachnida; Araneae; Theridiidae
Source: RefSeq, a predicted model, not a curated record
AGAUUAUGUAGCUUUAUAAGCAAGUGUGCUGAACUACGUGAAAUAGAGAAAACUUUAUCAUUAAAGACUGAAAAUUAUGAAAAAGAGUUAGAAAUGCUUCAAAACAAAUUGGAUGAGCAAGUUAAAGAAUUGGAGAGACUUCGUUUGGAAAGCACUCGUGCACAGGUAAUUAAGGAAGUCGAAGAAGCGCAAACACAAACAGAACUUGAAAUUGACGAAAAGGCAUUUCUUCAAACUGACACCUCCACAUCAAAGCAGUUUGAGAACAAAUACAUCUCUGAAAACGAAAAACUUGAUGUGUUUCCUCUUCUUAAAAAUAAAAUUGACAUUGAUGUACUCAAUAUACAACCUAAUGAAGCAAAUGAAGUAUCUAAACGUAAACGGCAUGUGGAAUUUGUUGUAGAUACAGAUAAUUGCGAUCAACCAUUUAAGAAGCCAUGCUCCGAAAGAAAUUUCGUAAAUCAGAUGUAUGUUGAACAUGAUAAUGACUUAUCACUGCCAUCAUCUAUGGAAAGUUCACAAAAUAGUAUAAUUUGUUGCGAUGACAACAUUGGAAUCUCGAAAAAUUCAAAAUAUGAGAAUAGUUUUACUGGAGAUAUUGUUGUGAACGAAACUGAUGCUAAGGAAUUAAUGAAUGUAGAGAAAAAUUUAAAAAACCUCCAAGUUUUUGAUUAUGAGAAUGUUAUGAACGCUGCAAGUAAGGAGGAAGAGAUUCAGAAACAAGAAGAUUUAAGCUUGGAAACUCCUCCCAAAGAACAGUAAAUUUGCUGGAAUUUUAUUCGCUAUCUAACGAAUUGGAUUAAUUUCA